AUGCGCAACCUCAUCAGCCUUGCACUGCUUCCUCUAGCAGCUGCAGUUCCUCAUGCAUCUCGCAGCUCAGAGACACAAUACGACUACAUUGUCGUCGGAGGUGGAACCAGUGGCCUGGUUGUCGCCAACCGUCUAUCCGAGCAAGAGAACAUCAAUGUCCUCGUCAUCGAAGCUGGAGGCUCGGUAUAUAACAACGAGAAUGUCACGGACACCCUCGGAUACGGCAAAGCAUUUGGAACGGACAUCGACUGGGCCUACGAGACAACAAAGCAGGAGUAUGGCGGUGGGAUCUCCCAAACAUUGCGCGCCGGAAAGGCACUUGGAGGAACAUCCACCAUCAACGGCAUGGUGUAUCUGCGUGCACAGACUGCCCAAAUUGACGCUUGGGAGACAGUCGGUAACAAGGGCUGGAACUGGAAGAGCCUGUUCCCCUACUUCCGCAAGGGAGAGCAGUUCCAAACUCCUGAGAAGUAUUCAUUCUUGAAUGGAUCUGGAGUUACCUAUGACCCGGCCUACCAUGGCUUCACUGGCCCUUUAAAGGUCGGCUGGUCUUCAACUCAGUUGAACGAUGGUCUCGCCCAGGAGGUGAACACUACCUACCAGAACCUCGAUGUGCCCGUUCCUUACAACAAGGACCCCAACGGUGGAGAUAUGGUUGGAUACAGCCUGUUCCCCAAGACUGUGGACUCUGAGCUGAACAUCCGUGAGGAUGCCGCUCGCGCCUACUAUUACCCUUACCAAAACAGAACCAACCUCCAUGUUUGGCUAAGAACCCAUGCCAACAAGAUUACCUGGAAGGAUGGCGAAGAUGCUAUUGCAGAUGGUGUCGAGGUCACUCUCUCCAACGGUACCACCGCCGUGGUGAAGGCCACUCGUGAGGUCAUCCUUGCUGCUGGCGCAUUGAAGUCUCCUGUUCUGCUUGAGCUCUCCGGAGUUGGCAACCCUGACAUCCUUGCUAAGUACGGCAUCGACACCAAGAUCAACCUGCCGACCGUUGGCGAGAACCUCCAAGACCAGAUGAACAACGGACUCCAGUACGACUCUAAGACAAGCUACAGCAAGAGCGCCGACUACGUCGCCUACCCAUCGGCCUCUCAGCUAUUCCCCAACUCCACCGCCGUCGGCGCCAAGCUCCUUCGCAAGCUUCCCGCCUACGCAGCCAAGGUUGCCUCCGCCAACGGUAACAUCACCAAGGCCAGUGAUAUCCAGCGCUUCUUCAAGAUCCAAUGGGAUCUGAUUUUUAAGGCUGGAAUUCCUGUCGCGGAGAUCCUGCUCGAGCCCUUUGGAAACACAUAUGACACCGAAUACUGGGGCUCUGUUCCUUUCUCUCGUGGAAACGUUCACCUGUCUUCUGCCGACCCUACCGUCGCAGCUACUAUUGACCCGAAGUACUUCAUGUUGGAUUUCGAUCUCCAUGCUCAAAUCCAGGCGGCCCGUUUCAUUCGCGAGCUCUUCAAGACCGAGCCGUUCGCUGACAUGGCCGGCAAUGAGACCAGUCCCGGUCUCUCUGUUGUUGCUGCUGGUGCUGAUGACCAGGGAUGGUCUAACUUCAUCAAGCAGAACUACCGAUCGAACUUCCACCCCAUCAGCACUGCUGCUAUGAUGCCGAAGGAAUUCGGUGGUGUUGUUGACACUUCGCUCAAGGUCUAUGGAACCUCCAACAUUCGUGUUGUUGAUGCUUCUAUUAUACCCUUCCAGGUUUGUGGUCACUUGCAGAGCACGGUGUAUGCCGUUGCCGAACGUGCCGCCGAUAUCAUUAAGGGAAAGAUCUAA
Penicillium canescens is the source of this 1773-nucleotide messenger RNA. Its product is annotated as GMC family oxidoreductase. The coding region runs from base 1 to 1773 and encodes 590 amino acids. The transcript has 3 exons. NCBI's taxonomy places the organism in Eukaryota, Fungi, Ascomycota, Eurotiomycetes, Eurotiales, Aspergillaceae. Gene Ontology annotation, molecular function: oxidoreductase activity, acting on CH-OH group of donors; flavin adenine dinucleotide binding. The record is from RefSeq and is a predicted model, not a curated record.